GCAUGAAACUACAACUGGAAGGAAGGCUGGAACUGUGACUGGCCCAGACAAUGGAAAGGGGAUAUGGACACAAUGGGCAGCAGAACAAGGUAUCCCUGGCAGAUCUGCAGUGGUUUUUUGCAAAGUCAAAGGUCUCUAUUAGCCUGGCAGUUACCGAAUGUUUUUCGUUUCUGAAUGACUUAAAGGAAUCAGGUAUCCUCUCUGAAGAGGAGUCACUGGAGCUGCAGGCAGAUGCGAGGUCUGUCAGUCGAUGUGUAUAUCAAUGUCUAUGCUGCAUAGAAGAAAAAAGCUUCCCAUUACAAAAUCUCUUCGAGCACCUAUUCCAGAAACCCAACCUAAAGAAAUAUCCAGCUCUAAAACCCAUUUCUAAAGAAUACAGAGAAGGAAGAUACAGGAAUAGGGUCCAGGUCACGGCGGACAUAGAUAAGGACAGCAUUAUAUUUGCUCAGGAUAAAGUGAAGAUUUGUUUGGCAAUAACAGAUCUCUUCCCAUUUGUACACGGACUGCAGGAUCUUACUGUUCUAUCUGAAAGAGAAUCACUGAAGCUGCAGGCCGAUGGGAGGCCGGUGUCACGAGUCAUAUACGAGUGCCUGUCUCUGAUUGAGAAGAAGGAUAUGAAGUUGAGCAUUGUCUUUGAAUAUAUAUUCCAGGAAUGUUACCUGAAGUUAUACCCGGGCCUCAAGGAAAUAUUACAAGAGCCAUGCGAAGAACAAGCGGAACUGUUUACUGGAUGGAAAUCGUGUUCUGAAUACAGGCGGAACCUUUUACAGAUCACCAAAACUGGCAUCUGUCAAGCUAUAAAUGAACAGUUUCCAUUCCUAUAUGGCCUGCAUGACAUAGGACUGCUAUCGAGGAUACAAUUACUGAAGCUGCAGGCUGACAAGAGUCCCACAAAGGAUGUGUUGUACAAAGCUCUGUGUCUCAUUGAGCAGAGGAAUGACAUAGAAGCCUUGUGUGCCUAUGCGUUUUGUCAGUUCUACCUCAACCUAUUUCCCCAUCUCAGGGUCAUCCUGCAGAUACAUGGAGGGACACCGGAAGUCUUUAACCUUUGGGCUAUACUGACGCAUACAGAAGGAUUGGACACUGGCAAACCAAAAUACAUGAAGGCUAGCCGUCUGUCUGAGCCACCUAUAGAUUGUGGAAUGGGAAACUGGUGCACAGAUGGCCCAGAAAGAUGGCUCUCGAAGGCCAUUCAGAUCAAGAGCUUUCUACACAAAGGUUCUGCAGUCUAG
This is a messenger RNA of Nanorana parkeri, 1232 nucleotides long. RefSeq lists its product as uncharacterized. Lineage: Eukaryota; Metazoa; Chordata; Amphibia; Anura; Dicroglossidae. Gene Ontology annotation, biological process: regulation of transcription by RNA polymerase II. Gene Ontology annotation, cellular component: nucleus. Gene Ontology annotation, molecular function: DNA-binding transcription factor activity, RNA polymerase II-specific. The transcript has 8 exons. The coding region runs from base 51 to 1232 and encodes 393 amino acids. The record is from RefSeq and is a predicted model, not a curated record.